Papilio polytes (common Mormon) is the source of this 942-nucleotide messenger RNA. It is a transcript of the gene Taf9, whose product is annotated as transcription initiation factor TFIID subunit 9. Lineage: Eukaryota; Metazoa; Arthropoda; Insecta; Lepidoptera; Papilionidae. Gene Ontology annotation, molecular function: protein heterodimerization activity; RNA polymerase II general transcription initiation factor activity; transcription coactivator activity. The record is from RefSeq and is a predicted model, not a curated record. Gene Ontology annotation, biological process: RNA polymerase II preinitiation complex assembly; DNA-templated transcription initiation. Gene Ontology annotation, cellular component: SAGA complex; transcription factor TFIID complex. The transcript is spliced from 3 exons. The coding region runs from base 180 to 893 and encodes 237 amino acids.
CAAUGUCAAAUGUAAAUACAACCAAAAAUGCAAAUACGAACAAUACCAAGCGUUGAAAAGUUUUUGUGAUAUGCUAUUGUAUUAAAUGUAAGUAGUCCCGUUUACUUCAGAUUUGGAUCCGAAAGUUCAGACGAUACACUAGUGUUCACUAUAAUUCACAUAAUAAGUAUAAUAUCAAAAUGUCUGAAAAAGAAAAGGGAAAGUUAAUCAUCCAAACAAAACACAUACCUAAGGAUGCGCAAGUGAUAAUGUCUAUCAUGAAGGAGGUGGGGAUCACAGAUUACGAGCCUCGCGUAGUUAACCAGCUUCUUGAGUUUAUCUUUCGUUACGUGACCUGUAUUUUGGAUGAUGCGCGAGUAUUUGCCAAUCACUCGAAAAAGAAGACGAUCGAUUUGGACGACGUGAGAUUGGCGGUACAAUUACAACUGGAUAAAACCUUCACGAGCCCCCCGCCCCGUGAUGUAUUACUGGAACUGGCGAGGACGAAAAAUGUUAACCCUUUACCAUUGAUCAAGCCACAUUGUGGACUUCGCUUACCCCCUGAUCGAUACUGCCUGACAGCAUGCAACUAUAGAUUAAAAGUUCCAACAAAGAAAACUAUAACAAAACCACCUCCCACUCCUGUGGUCAAAACUAUGACCACACCAAAACCUCUCUCGUCACAGCAAAAUGUGGUUGUCAAGAGACCUACAGGGGCUAUAGUCAAUGUUUCAUCUUCAAAAGCUAAUGUUGUUCCCAAACCGCUAUUGAAAUUCACUUCAGGAAGCAAGGUUGUUGCGAAACCCGCAGUACGUGUGACAGCAGGACCUUCAUCACAAGGUCCUCACAAAAUGGAGAUUGAUGAAUCCGGCCCACAAAAACGCAAACGAGAUGAUGAUGAUUAUGAUAUGUGAACAAUUUAACUAAAUUAAAUGUGUUAGGAUAUAAUUUUGUAAGAAUUCA